Triplophysa dalaica is the source of this 2199-nucleotide messenger RNA. It is a transcript of the gene lta4h, whose product is annotated as leukotriene A4 hydrolase. Gene Ontology annotation, cellular component: cytosol; nucleus. Lineage: Eukaryota; Metazoa; Chordata; Actinopteri; Cypriniformes; Nemacheilidae. Gene Ontology annotation, molecular function: metallopeptidase activity; leukotriene-A4 hydrolase activity; epoxide hydrolase activity. Gene Ontology annotation, biological process: leukotriene biosynthetic process; proteolysis; peptide catabolic process. Bases 159 to 1997 code for a protein of 612 amino acids. The record is from RefSeq and is a predicted model, not a curated record. The transcript has 19 exons.
AGCAGCCACUCGCAGUGUCCGCUUGGUCUCCGUGGUGAAGAAAACAAAACACAAUAUCGCAAUUCCCACAAUGCGCCGCGUUCGCCGGCGUCACAUACACCGCCCGGGUUAAAAUCCACACGCAGGGCGAACUCAGCCGACUGUUCUCCGUAACAACAAUGUCUCCCGUUUCAGAUCCGAGCUCCUUCUCUUCUCCUUCUAAGUGCGCAACCAAGCACUUAAAUGUCACGUAUCAUGUGGAUUUUGACAGGCGCGUGCUGAAAGGAAAGCUGGCCCUGACGGUGGAGGUUCUGGAGGAUAAGUUCUCCUCGCUGACGCUGGACUCCAAGAAUCUGAAGAUCUUCAAAGUGUGUGCAAAUGGCCAGGCAGCCAAGUUCGCUCUGGGGGCUCAGCACAGAUUCAAGGGAUCUCCUCUGGAGAUCACUCUGCCCUUUGAGCUUUCACGUGGUCAGCAUGUGAUUGUGGAGAUCGACUACGAGACGUCUCCAAGUGCCACAGCUCUGCAGUGGCUGACUCCCGCGCAGACUGCUGGGAAAGCCCAUCCCUAUCUGUUCAGCCAGUGCCAGGCCGCCCAUUGCAGGACUAUGCUGCCUUGCCAAGACACUCCUUCUAUCAAGCACACUUACUACGCUCAGGUGUCUGUUCCCAAAGAGCUGGUGGCACUGAUGAGCGCAUUGCGUGACGGUCAGGAGGCGGAUCCCAGCGACAACACCCGAAUCAUUUAUCGCUUCAGACAACCCGUUCCCAUGCCUUCCUACCUCAUUGCCAUUGUAGUUGGUGCUUUGGAAAGCAGGGAGAUCGGGCCGAGGACCAGAGUCUGGUCUGAGAAGGAGUUUGUGGAUCGGGCGGCAUUCGAGUUCUCUGAGACUGAGACCAUGCUGAAGACGGCGGAGAACCUCGCAGGGCCGUACGUGUGGGGACAAUACGAUGUCCUGGUUCUGCCCCCUUCUUUUCCUUACGGGGGCAUGGAGAACCCCUGCCUCACAUUCAUCACACCCACUGUACUGGCUGGAGAUCGUUCUCUCGCAGGCGUGAUCGCUCACGAGAUAUCCCACAGCUGGACGGGCAACCUGGUGACCAACAAGACCUGGGAGCAUUUCUGGUUGAACGAGGGUCACACAGUGUAUCUAGAGAGAAUGAUUGCCAGGUGUAUGGAAACUGAACAGCUCAGGCAGUUUAAAGGCAUCGGAGGAUGGAAAGAACUGCAGGAGUCUGUGAACCAUUUUGGAGCAAACAGUGCCCUUACAAACCUGGUGCCAAAUCUGGAGGAAGUGGACACGGACGAAGCCUUCUCUUCUGUACCCUACGAGAAAGGAUACGCUUUGCUUUAUCAUCUGGAGGAAUUAUUGGGAGGCCCUGAGGUCUUCAUGGGCUUUGUGAAAUCCUACAUUCAGCUAUUCGCUUACAGCAGCGUAACCACAGAGGAAUGGAAGAACUAUCUGUUCACUUAUUUCAAAGACAAGGUGGACAUCUUGAAUAAAGUGGACUGGAACGGAUGGAUGCACACUCCAGGAAUGCCUCCAGUCAAACCACAGUAUGACACUACUAUGGCUGACGCUUGCACUUCUCUGUGUCAGAGAUGGGUGAAGGCAAAAGAAGGAGAUCUUGCCAGUUUCACUGAAGCAGAUGUGAAGAAACUGAACUCUCAUCAGCUCAUUGAGUUCGUGGCUUUACUUCUGCAAGAGGAGCCGCUGCCUCUGACCCACCUGAAGAGGAUGCAGGAGGUUUACCAGCUCAACGAUAUUAAAAACGCAGAGGUCCGCUUCAGGUGGUUGCGCGUGUGUGUCAGGGGACAGUGGGAGGAAUCAGUUACUCUUGCGCUGAAGAUGGCCACUGAUCAGGGCAGGAUGAAAUUCACUCGCCCGCUCUUUAAGGAAGUAUACAAUUUCCCCAAAUACAGCGAGGCGGCGGUGAAAGCUUUUAAGGAGCACCGUGGAGCCCUGCACCCCGUCACUGCAAUGCUGGUGGCCAAGGAUCUGAAAAUCGAUGCAAAUUAGGUCCCCGUCUCUGAUCCUCUCACAAGCGGCCUAUUGGCUGUAUCCAGGGCUGAAAAUCAUCUUGGAUAUCUCCAUAUCAAAUCUUCUGCAAAGAAAGAUGGAGGCUUCCUCUUGGGUGGCUAAAGCGCUCAUCUUUAUUUUUAUUUGACAUCUUGAUGGAUGUUUGUCUCAGGGCUAAUAAAGCAAGCAAGCAAGCAAGGAC